AUGGCUCCAGAUAUUGAACAUCCGGAUAGCGAAAGAUAUCCUUUUGGAGGAAUACCCAGCUCAAAGCAAGCAGGCGAUAGGCGACUGUUAAUCAAGCUCGGCUUGUCGUUCUUCCUUUUCGGGCUCAUCAAUAACGUUCUUUACGUGAUCAUUUUAUCUGCUGCGCUUGAUCUUGUACCACCAUCCACUCCCAAAGGCAUCAUCGCCUUCUGUAAUAUCGCCCCAGCGCUACUUGCGAAACUCGGAUGGCCGUACAUGUUGAAGGGCAAAAUAAGAUAUACCAGACGUAUCGUCGGAUGCUGCUUACUUAGUUUCACUGGCAUGCUGGCCGUUGCCCUGCACGAAGCUCUACUUUCAAGGCUCUUUGGAAUCUGCCUCGCUUCCCUCUCUUCUGGCCUCGGUGAACUCACCUUCCUACAGUUGUCUACCACUUACAGCCCAGCGGCCAUCGGGGGCCAUAGCGUCGGCUAUUGGUCAUCCGGAACUGGAGCUGCAGGACUUCUCGGCGCCUUCCUUUGGUGGGAAUUACGUGCGUUAGGUGUUGAAGUUGGCGUUGGGAUCUCAUCGGUACUGCCAUUUGUUAUGCCACUCACGUACUUCCUUCUACUUCCACGGCCGGCUGCUUUCCUUGAUCCUACAACCUCUAUUGCCUAUUCUGCACUUCCAUUCGAUGAUCCUGAGAUACCCACAAUCGACACGUCGGAAGCGUCUUCACUUCUCGAGAACGAGCCUAAAUCCGAAGCGGUUUUCCUGACAGCUGCAGACAAGUGGCGAUUGUUGAAACCUAUGCUAUUCAAAUACAUGCUCCCACUUUGUGAGCUUUCGGUAUUCGCGCCGACCCUUCUGUACCCAGUGCCUUCGCCGGAACGAUAUGGCCUUUUAAGCAAAAUCAUACAUUCUGUGAGGGACUAUUACCCACUGUGGCAGCUUGUUUACCAAACGACGGUAUUCAUAUCUCGUUCUUCCAUAUCUCUUGGAAUUCCGCCAUUGUCUGUUCGACUCCUUCCACUGCCAGCUAUAGUCCAACUUGCGAUUCUGAUAACCUUGGCAUAUGAAUCGGCAUUUGGCAUAUUCUCUGAAGAUUAUGAAGGGCACAGUAUCGCGUUUGUUUUUGUUCUCGUCAGCAUGGAGGGCAUCUGUGGCGGCCUCGCUUAUGUCAACGUUUUCUAUCGGAUCAACCAAGAGCGUCCAGAUCCGUCGACUGUGGAGAACGAGGAGCUGGCGAAACAGGAAUGCGAGUUCAAGAUUGGUUCGUUAGGAUUUUCAGACAGUUCGGGCAUCCUGUUUGCUUCUCUCUUGGCUAUGCCAACUGAGAUAGAGCUUUGCAAGCUACAAGUAGCAAGAGGAAAACUCCUUUGCCAAGGGCUGUAAUGUGCAUUGCACUUCCUUAUGCCUACACUACACUAUGACUACUGCUAUUAAUCAUCUUGAUCAAUUUUGUACAGUAGG
Molecule: messenger RNA, 1449 nt
Organism: Pisolithus orientalis
Lineage: Eukaryota; Fungi; Basidiomycota; Agaricomycetes; Boletales; Pisolithaceae
Product: batten's disease protein Cln3
Exons: 10
Coding region: 1-1371 (456 amino acids)
Biological process (GO): regulation of intracellular pH
Cellular component (GO): membrane; vacuole
Source: RefSeq, a predicted model, not a curated record